GAUACAGACAGUUUGUUGGCUUUGCCAACACUCUUGAGAUAAAGUAUGCUAAACCUGAGAAUGCUGAGGAAUCCACAUUGCUUUUCAUAAAGUUUCCUUCCGUAUCUGAUGCUAAACUAGCAGCAGGACGAAUCAUUACUCGAGGUUCUUUGACAGUAAAAUUUAGGCCUGUGUUCUAUACCUUCCAGCAUGGCAAAGGACCGUAUGUGAAAACUAGUAGCAAAUUGACAGAUAUUUCAAUUUGCAAACUUGAGAAACCCUCAGAACUUCCUGGUGUACUUUCUUAUGAUGAGACUGAGAAUCUGCUGUGUGUUGAAAAGGAUGAAUUCCCAAACAUUCAGCAGAAUUGCCGGGGUAUUCUUGAUAGAGAAACGUUUCUUGUUUGGCCUCCAUGGGAAAAAUACAUGAUCGGACAGUUAUCAAUCCAAGAUGUUGGUGCUCAUAGAUUUGCUGAUAAUGAAGAAUUGAGGUACUCACUACGUUCUGUGUACAAAUUUGCACCUUGGGUAAGGAAUAUAUACAUUUUGACUAACGGACAGAUACCAAAUUGGCUCAAUGUGCAGCAUGAUCGAAUUAAGAUUGUUACCCACUCGGAGGUUUUUCAAAAUAAGUCCCACUUACCAACCUUUAGUUCUCCUUCUAUUGAAUCUAACAUGAAGAAUAUACCCGGCAUAUCAGAACACUUUCUCUACUUCAACGAUGAUGUGUUCCUAGGAAGAGCAGUGUAUCCAGAAGAUUUCAUUUCAACAGAGGGAUACAAAGUUUUCUUGGCCUGGAACAUUCCUAACUGUAACACAGGGUGUCCAGCUAACUGGUUAACGGACGGGUACUGUGAUCUAGCCUGUAAUGUGUCUGCUUGUAAUUUUGAUGGUGGUGAUUGUCAGUUAGGUUCCCCGGCUGUUGCAAGAUUGGCAAACAGUGUAAUUAAUGCAGUUCCUGGGGCCGCUUCGUUUGCUCAAAGUUAUUGUAAUCCUGGGUGCUCCCAAUCGUGGGUGGGAGAUAAGUACUGUGACCCAGCUUGCAAUGUGAACAAGUGUGGAUUUGAUGCGGGUGAUUGUGGAACCAAGGACAUAAAGUCAGAACUAUUCGAAGUGGCACUAAAAUCUAUUACAAAUAACACAAACAUUGACGUUCCAGCUGGUGUAAGUGCUAUGUAUUUUAACGUGAGUUUAGAGAAUGGAACUGUGGACACUGCCAGUUUUGAGUCUGAUGAUGAGGCUCUCGUUCGGACCUCAAUCUUAUCCUUACCACAUAAGAUUGUUUCAUUAACUGUAUUUCCAAACAAAACUGGGUCUGUUUCUGUAGCAUUUACUUUUAGCAAUCAUUCAUCAAAACCAUUGGGUUGA
Molecule: messenger RNA, 1346 nt
Organism: Bolinopsis microptera
Lineage: Eukaryota; Metazoa; Ctenophora; Tentaculata; Lobata; Bolinopsidae
Product: N-acetylglucosamine-1-phosphotransferase subunits alpha/beta-like
Exons: 1
Coding region: 405-1346 (313 amino acids)
Biological process (GO): carbohydrate phosphorylation; N-glycan processing to lysosome
Cellular component (GO): Golgi apparatus
Molecular function (GO): UDP-N-acetylglucosamine-lysosomal-enzyme N-acetylglucosaminephosphotransferase activity
Source: RefSeq, a predicted model, not a curated record